CAGUAAGAUGGUGCUGACAGACGGGUGCAUGUAUUUUGCUACACCCGCAAUAACGUAUGUAACCAAUAAAGUAUUUUAAAUAGGCUGUAACUAGGGCCCAAUGCUUCUAAUGGUUAUAACACAUGGACAGUCAGUACUCCUGUCUGGAACUAUGAUUCAAUGAAGAGUACCAAUUUUUAAGUCAUGCUUACUGGAUUAGUCUCUUGCAGUAAAUUUCCCACAACAACUAAAGCCAUAUUGACUGAUUUACACUUCUGUAACGUUAAAGGUAUGCAUAGUAUAUGACUGACAGAUUAAUUUGCUGAAGUCUAAUUGAAACACUUUAUCAACAUUGCUAUUUUCAACAGCCCAGUCAUUACACUUGACCCCCCUUUCCAUGUCCUGUUUACGAGAAGGUUCUCCCCCUUCAGUGGUGCGUGACCAGUGGCUGUCAUGCAUCUUGAAUGGUGAGCAUCUGGGAGCUGGAGGGGUUAAGUUCAAAAGUGGUGGUGGGGGGGGGUCUAAUAGGCUGUGGGUGAAAACAGAAUCUGUGGUUACUGUCAUGGCUGGCAGUAUGAGCUGCGUCCAGUGCUUGUGACAGGAUUGUAGGAGGGUCCCGCCUCUUAGGGUCACUCAUCCAAUUCUAGAACUUGACCUGUCAGGUGACUGAACCAAAAAUAGCCCUGCAGAGAGUAUAUAGAGGUCUAUACGCAGGCCCUGGAUUUCAGAACAGGACUUGCCCCGCUGUCUGAAACAUACAGGACACUCACUGCACCACGAGAGCCGUUGACAAGAGGAAAGGCCUUUUUUGAAGGACAUAUCUUAAUUCAAUAAUUUCACUGCCUUUUGCUUUAUAAUUUUACCAUUGAAAAAGGCUUGAAGAUUUUAAACAACAUUUUUUUUUUUUCUUUGAGCAAGACUGAACUUUUAUAAGGAUGAAGUACUACCAGGACCCAGUCUGCCAGUCCAUGGGCAUCCAGGCUUAUGGCCCCAAGGAGUCCAGCAGCUCCUCUUGCGCCCACUCUUCUCCACAGAUCAAACCAGUCCGCAGCGUCCACUUCCCCAACGACAUUGUGUUCCAGGACUACGUCCGGCAGGGCGAGCUGGACAGGAUUGGACUAUUCAUCAGAAAGAGGAGGGUCAGCUUGGAAACCAUCUACCACUCUGGUAUGGCAGCGAUCCAUGAGGCUGUCCUCUCUGGGAACCUGGAGUGUGUGAAGCUGCUGGUGAAGCACGGAGCAGACGUCCACCAGAGAGACGAGGAGGGCUGGACACCUCUCCACAUGGCCUGCAGUGAUGGAUUCCCUGACAUUGCCAAGUACCUGCUUUCUAUUGGCGCAGACCCUCAGGCGGAGAACGAGUGUGGGGAGACACCUGCCGAUCUCAUCGACCCAGAGUGCACCGGGGUUCGUGAGCUGCAGGGGCUGCUUGGGGUGGAGGACGACGGAGCUCUCAUCUAACCUUAAAACGUCACUGAAACUUCAGUCACCUUCCUCGCCCAGGCCUCCCGGUUGACCCUCCACAAUGGAAUGAAAUGGGCAGAUCAGCAGAACAUCGUCAUUCUGUGCCCUCAUUGUAGACGUCCUGGAGACAUAUCUGGUCUGGUGGGAGGAAGGCUGCCAGCCAAUACUAGAUGGUUGCCUUUGAGAGUGAACUGAACUGUUGCUGGAAAGGGGCUCCUCCCAGGCAAUCUCAGCAGGCAUCGCUUUGUAAUGCUGUUUGCAGGUGCAGAAGUUAGUUUGAGCUUUUGUACUUUUUUUUAUGGAGGGUGAACAGCACUGGAAUUAAUUAGGUAACAGUAUGGUAAUGAGCUUUUCCAAUUAAUUUAUAGUUGAUGUGUGAAAGCUUUUUUGGAAGUUGUGAAACAUGGAUCUGUGGUUGUCCUCUUGACUCGUAGGGCCACUCUGCAGUAAACCAAUGUGAUAGGUCAACUCUACCUACUGACAUCAUUUAUAGUUCAAGAUUUGUCAUUUACACCCUACAGCUUUUCAAUUUGAAACAAAGACCGUGCAUACUGCAUGUACUCUUGUACCACAUGAAUGUUGUUAGUCUAACGCUUUACCUCUAUACUUUUUUAAACAUUCUAUACUUUUGCAAACACCACUGGAAUGGCUAAUUGUGUGUUUACAAUUGCUUUUACAAUCAUUUGUAACAAACUGUGUGCAAUCAAUUGUGGUUACACCGCUUUGUAAAUAAUUGCCUUUUUAUAAAUUUUUUCAUUAAAAUUGUUUCAUACAAAAGUAA
Messenger RNA from Oncorhynchus tshawytscha (Chinook salmon), 2223 nucleotides. RefSeq names its product protein phosphatase 1 regulatory subunit 27-like. Gene Ontology annotation, molecular function: phosphatase binding. Bases 915 to 1439 code for a protein of 174 amino acids. NCBI's taxonomy places the organism in Eukaryota, Metazoa, Chordata, Actinopteri, Salmoniformes, Salmonidae. The record is from RefSeq and is a predicted model, not a curated record. The transcript has 3 exons.